Messenger RNA from Rhinopithecus roxellana (golden snub-nosed monkey), 780 nucleotides. RefSeq names its product CD302 antigen. Gene Ontology annotation, molecular function: signaling receptor activity. Lineage: Eukaryota; Metazoa; Chordata; Mammalia; Primates; Cercopithecidae. The record is from RefSeq and is a predicted model, not a curated record.
CCGUCAUGCCCCUGGCCGUGCCGCCCGCGCUCCUGCUGCCGCUGCUGGGGCUCGCCGCUGCUGCCGUCGUGGACUGUCCUUCAUCUACUUGGAUUCAGUUCCAAGACAGUUACUACAUUUUUCUCCAAGAAGCCAUCAAAGUAGAAGGCAUAGAGGAUGUCAGAAAUCAGUGUACUGACCAUGGAGCAGACAUGAUAAGCAUACAUAAUGAAGAAGAAAAUGCUUUUAUAUUGGAUACUUUGAAAAAGCAAUGGAAAGGCUCAGAUGAUAUCCUACUAGGCAUGUUUUAUGACACAGAUGAUGCGAGUUUCAAGUGGUUUGAUAAUUCAAAUAUGACAUUUGAUAAGUGGACAGACCAAGAUGAUGGGGAGGAUUUAAUUGACACCUGUGCUUUUCUGCACAUCAAGACAGGUGAAUGGAAAAAAGGAAAUUGUGAAGUUUUUUUUGUGGAAGGAACCUGCAAAACAGCUAUUCCAUACAAAAGGAAAUAUUUAUCAGAUAACCAUAUUUUAAUAUCAGCUUUGGUGAUUGCUAACACAGUAAUUUUGACAGUUUUGGGAGCAAUCAUUUGGUUCCUGUACAAAAAACAUUCUGAUUCUCGUUUCACCACAGUUUUUUCAACUGCACCCCAAUCACCUUAUAAUGAAGACUGUUUGGUAGUUGGAGAAGAAAAUGAAUAUCCUGUUCAAUUUGAGUAAGUUUUUGGUAAUCUUGCACUAAGACAUCAACAAAAUGCCCUGGCAGAGAUUCUUGGGAAAAAUUUUAAUAUAAAACUUGACA